This is a messenger RNA of Caenorhabditis bovis, 549 nucleotides long. Lineage: Eukaryota; Metazoa; Nematoda; Chromadorea; Rhabditida; Rhabditidae. The record is from the annotation of a GenBank genome assembly.
AUGAUCCGCGCCGCCGUUGUUCUUUUGGCUAUCUCUGCCGCCGUCUUCUCAGCUCCAGUCCCAGAGCUUCCAGAAAAGCUCGAAGACAUCCCAGCCGAGUACCGCAGCUUGAUCCCAUCCGAAGUUGCCGAACACCUCAAAUCGUUGACCAAGGAAGACAAGGAAAUUCUCAAGGAGGUUGCCAAGGGAUACAAGGACUACAAGACCGAGGAUGACUUCUUGGCUGCCCUCAAAUUGAAGUCGCCAGAACUCCACGAGAAGGCCACCAAGCUCCACAAGCUCAUCAAGGACAAGGUUGACGGUUUGAACGAUGAGGCCAAGAAGUUCGUCAAGGAAGCCAUCGCUGAAGGACGCAAGAUCCACGCUCAAUACCUCGCCGGUGAGAAGCCAUCCCUCGACACCCUCAAGGGAAUCGCCAAGAAGCACAUCGAUGGAUACAAGGCCCUCUCCCAGGAAGCCAAGGACUCAAUCGCCGCUCAAUUCCCAAUCCUUACCGGAUUCUUCAAGAACGAGAAGGUUCAAGCUUUGGCCGGACAAUACAUCAACUAA